Molecule: messenger RNA, 1984 nt
Organism: Seriola aureovittata
Lineage: Eukaryota; Metazoa; Chordata; Actinopteri; Carangiformes; Carangidae
Exons: 3
Coding region: 16-1149 (377 amino acids)
Cellular component (GO): nucleosome
Molecular function (GO): DNA binding; protein heterodimerization activity; structural constituent of chromatin
Source: RefSeq, a predicted model, not a curated record
CGACUUAGUGUUAAAAUGAGCGGAAGAGGCAAAGGAGGAAAGGGACUCGGGAAAGGAGGCGCCAAGCGGCACCGUAAAGUUCUCCGUGAUAACAUCCAGGGAAUCACCAAACCCGCCAUCCGCCGUCUGGCUCGCCGCGGCGGAGUCAAGCGUAUCUCCGGCCUCAUCUACGAGGAGACCCGCGGUGUGCUCAAGGUCUUCCUGGAGAACGUCAUCCGUGACGCCGUCACCUACACCGAGCACGCCAAGAGGAAGACGGUCACCGCCAUGGACGUGGUCUACGCCCUCAAGAGGCAGGGCCGCACCCUGUACGGCUUCGGAGGCUUUAUCCGUCUUUGGAACCAGAAUCAUCGAUAUCUAACCAUGCCUGACCCAGUGAAAGCACCGAAGAAGGGCUCCAAGAAAGCCGUCUCCAAGUCCGUGUCUAAGACCGGCAAGAAGAAGAGGAAGACCAGGAAGGAGAGCUACGCCAUCUACGUGUACAAGGUGCUGAAGCAGGUCCACCCCGACACCGGCAUCUCCUCCAAGGCCAUGAGCAUCAUGAACUCCUUCGUCAGCGACAUCUUCGAGCGCAUCGCCGGAGAGUCUUCCCGCCUGGCUCAGUACAACAAGCGCUCCACCAUCACCUCCAGGGAGAUCCAGACCGCCGUCCGCCUCCUGCUGCCCGGGGAGCUGGCCAAACACGCCGUGUCUGAGGGCACCAAGGCCGUCACCAAGUACACCAGCUCCAAAUCCAAAAUGGCCAGAACCAAGCAGACCGCCCGGAAGUCCACCGGAGGAAAAGCUCCCAGGAAGCAGCUGGCGACCAAAGCCGCCCGUAAGAGCGCCCCGGCCACCGGCGGAGUGAAGAAGCCUCACCGUUACAGGCCCGGUACCGUGGCUCUGAGAGAGAUCCGCCGGUACCAGAAGUCCACCGAGCUGCUGAUCCGCAAGCUGCCCUUCCAGCGCCUGGUCCGGGAGAUCGCUCAGGACUUCAAGACCGACCUGCGUUUCCAGAGCUCCGCCGUCAUGGCUCUGCAGGAGGCCAGCGAGGCUUACCUGGUCGGCCUGUUCGAGGACACCAACCUGUGCGCCAUCCACGCCAAGAGGGUCACCAUCAUGCCCAAAGACAUCCAGCUGGCCCGCCGCAUCCGCGGGGAGAGGGCUUAGAGUCUGAGCCCGACCCGGGACCAGCUCCCCCACACAACGGCUCUUUUAAGAGCCACAAACAUGUUCUGGAAGAGCAACAGACCUUUUUUAUAAAACUGCACUAUGAAGCAAGAACCAUACACAAGCUGAUUGAUCCGUUGGUUGACUCAUUAAUAAAUAAAGUAAUAAAGUCUUACAACGAUUAAGAUAAAAUAAAUGUAAAAUACAGACAUUUGUGUGUUAGAUUCAUUAUCAUUAACAAUUAGUUUUUCUUAAUUAAAUCUAGAUAGACUUUCAUGAUUAGAGGUAAUAAACAUUUUCUAUAUGUCAAUAUCAGUCAAGUUGAGCUGAAUAUGUUGAAGUGUGAAAACAAUAUGAGCAGAAAACAUGUGUCAUCUUCUUUCCACUGAGGAGAAAUCACCGUGAUGCUGUGGAGCUGCAGACCAAUAUUCAGUGUAAAACAUGUGGCUUCUUGUUUACAAACGUACUAUUCCUAUCAAAAUAAAAGAACUACGAUAUAAGAUAAUUCACAACAUACAACCAUUGAACGAUUACAUCUCACGAUUUGCUGAGAUCAGCAACAAAUGUGAUUUUUGUACAAUGGAAGAAGAUGACAUAAAACAUUUGAUUUAAGAGUCUUCUGUAACGAGAUCCUUCAAGAACUACAAUUUAGUGUUAAGAUAUUAGCUAAGAUUUUGCUCAUUGCUCUCGAUCUCUAUGCGACUGUUUCAUUUUCUUGUUUUUGACUUAUAUUUACUGAGAUAUAAUUUUCUUAAUACAAGAUACAGGAAGGAAUAUGCAAUACCUUAUGAUGGACUAUAAAACAAGAGACUUGUUUGUGAUGUUUGUUUAUAUU